Messenger RNA from Eurytemora carolleeae, 1852 nucleotides. RefSeq lists its product as uncharacterized. Bases 104 to 967 code for a protein of 287 amino acids. Lineage: Eukaryota; Metazoa; Arthropoda; Copepoda; Calanoida; Temoridae. The transcript has 16 exons. The record is from RefSeq and is a predicted model, not a curated record.
CGUAGAUUAAGUUUACUAAGAUUUAUGCCUGUUUUAAUAACUAUAAGUUUGCUUUUUAUAGCAGUUCGCUGGUCACACAGUGCAGAACUAUUAAGAUAAAUUGAUGCAGACUGGAGAACUGAAAAUGGAGGUUGGACUGCAUGGAUUCGUGGAGUAUCAUCCUGGGAACACAAAUAUUAUUCUGUCAAUCCCUCAUGGAGGGACCUUAAAACCGGAUUUUAUAAAAGACAGAGUACAUCCAGACCCUAAUGGUGAAUAUGAGGAGGGGGAGGAGGAGAGGAGAAGAUGUAGAUCUAGAACUAAAAUUGAUAUUUGUGCAGAUAAAUAUACUUUGCAGAUAGGAAAACAACUAUCGAAGGACUACACAGAUCUGACCAGUUUUAAACCUCAUGUUAUCCUUUCAAAUCUGCACAGGUCCAAACUGGAUCCAAAUAGACCGCAAACUGUAGCAUUAAGCUCAGAAGAUUCGGACAGUGAGAUAGCAUAUAAUGAAUAUCAUGAAUUCAUAAGAAAAGCCUCAAAAAAAAUUGGAGGGAGGGGCCUUCUUUUAGAUAUUCACGGACAAAACCAUAAACAGAAUAGUGUAGAGUUAGGAUACCUUAUUUAUAAAUCUGAACUUAAUGCUGGGAAGUACAGGAAAAGGAAUUCCAGCAUACUUAACCUUGCGAAAACAACAGGGUUAUCAAUAGAGGAAUUACUACACGGGGAUCUUAGUUUUGGAGCACUUCUAGAAGAAGAAGGAUACAAGGCAGUUCCAUCCCCUCGUCAGCAUGCUCCAGGCAAACAGAGAUAUUAUACAGGAGGGUUUAUUACACAGGUUUAUGGAUCAAGUAGAGGAGGGGAGAUAGAUUCUAUUCAGAUUGAGAUUCCUGGAGAGUCGAGAUUUAGCUCCAAAGUGAGAAAGAAAUUUUCAAGGGGUCUGGCGAAAGCAGUGCAGAAGUUUCAUGCAAGAUUCUACGCAGAUUAACAGUUUCAUAGUUAGUAAACAGUUAGCGCAGAUUAACAGUUUCAUAGUUAGCAAACAGUUAGCGCAGAUUAACAGUUUCAUAGUUAGCAAACAGUUAGCGCAGAUUAACAGUUUCAUAGUUAGCUAACAGUUAGCGCAGAUUAACAGUUUCAUAGUUAGCAAACAGUUAGCGCAAAUUAACAGUUUCAUAGUUAGCAAACAGUUAGCGCAGAUUAACAGUUUCAUAGUUAGCUAACAGUUAGCGCAGAUUAAUAGUUUCAUAGUUAGCUAACCGUUAGCGCAGAUUAACAGUUUCAUAGUUAGCUAACAGUAAGCGCAGAUUAACAGUUUCAUAGUUAGCUAACAGUUAGCGCAGAUUUACAAUUUAAUUGUUAAAUCAAUCGCCAUAAAAAUUAUUAUUAAUAAUAAUAUUAAUGAUAAUAUUAUGCAAAAUAUUAUUAAUUAUUAGUAAAUGAUAAAAUGUUAUUUCUGUUAUACAGAAUAAUUGAGCGUUUUUAAUUUACAUUUCGUAUCUUUGUUCAUUAGAAGAAAGUUGGUUCAUAUUUAGUUACAAUGUAAAUUUCUCAUAGUUUAAAAUUGACAAUUUUAUUUUGUCAGACUCAUUCCAAAAAUGAAAUCCUUUUUAGAGAAUUAAAAAUGUGCUCGAGUGUAAACAAUAGUAAAUUAAAGUUUUUUCAAAAAUUAUUACUUAUAAUCUACAUCAAACUUGUUUAAAGUGGUAAAAAAUAUAUAUGUAUCCAAGCCACAUAAUCCUUCUAUCUUAAAUCAGCUUGCGGUUUUUUUUGUUUUUAUACAAUCAAAUCUCUACAUGUUCUAACUUGUUUUUUUAAAUUGGAAUAAUUUGUAAGUAUUUGUAUUACCUUUGAAAUAAAUGUUUCUACCAAG